Molecule: messenger RNA, 1455 nt
Organism: Anneissia japonica
Lineage: Eukaryota; Metazoa; Echinodermata; Crinoidea; Comatulida; Comatulidae
Product: cyclin-dependent kinases regulatory subunit-like
Exons: 3
Coding region: 16-351 (111 amino acids)
Biological process (GO): regulation of mitotic cell cycle
Cellular component (GO): cyclin-dependent protein kinase holoenzyme complex; SCF ubiquitin ligase complex
Molecular function (GO): cyclin-dependent protein serine/threonine kinase activator activity; ubiquitin binding; protein kinase binding
Source: RefSeq, a predicted model, not a curated record
ACGGCUUUGGGUAAAAUGCAUGCUCUGCGAACCUACCUACCAACUGCAUAUUUCCCAAUGCCAACGAUGUUGUUUAUUACCAGACAAAAGAGAGUGCGCACUGUUAUCAAGUAUGCAAAUACUGUAACAACAAGUGUUAGCUUCGAUGAAUUCCAGCUUAGGUUGAUUAAACUAUUGCACGUGAUUCUACCCCCGGAGAUUGUCAAGCUAGUCCCUAGAAACCAUUUGAUGACGGAGACUGAAUGGCGCAAUAUUGGUGUUCAGCAGAGUCCAGGCUGGAUUCAUUAUCUGAUACACUCCCCAGAACCCCAUAUUUUGUUAUUUCGAAGACCAGUGUCUACAACAUCGUGAUUUGUUUAUCAUCCCAUCCUUCAGCUUGAGCUGGCAGUAGUUUUCAUUUAUAGUACUUUGUGUUUUAUGUAGACUAGUACAUGCAGGUGGUAGUGGGACAAUAAUGGUUGUGACUUGCAGAUGGCUUGCCAUUACAGUAUUAUAAUUAAUAUUACUACUUUUUAUUUGUGUUUAUCGUUCAUAGUGCAAAUAUCAUUAGCAACAUUCAGCCUGUUUGUGGCUGAAAUUUGUUUUUAUUAAAGCCGUGUUCACACUAUCAAAGUUUAUGUACAAAUUUGUAGGAUAUGCCCAUAUAUGGGCAUAAUGAUUAAUAUUUUUCUUGCCUAUUAACAUUGAGCUUUAGAUUUUGUGACGACGGUAAGAUCUAGAACGGAAUGCCGUCACUCAGAAUUCAUUGCGCAUGGAAAGAUGCCGAGUCAUUUUUGUGUCUGAUUUUCUAGGAUGCAGUGUGGCCUGAAUUUACGUUGCGCAUAGAAUGCGGAGCAAUCACAGAUGAGUGAAUCUGUCAUAGGGUCACGCCAUCUCACAAAUUCAAAGCUUCUUAAUGUAAUACAGUACUACUUCUCUUGGAUUCUGUGCAUUGAUCCUUGAAUUUGGUUUCAAUUUAAGGUCAAUUUUAAUAAAGACUAAGUUAAGAAUAAUGAUUUUUGUGCAAAAUGACACAUGAUAAGUGUAUAUUUAAAAAAAAAAUAAUCCCGUUAAAAAAAGUUUAUAAUUUAUUUGAUCCUUCAAUGAGCAAUUAAUAGUAAUAUUGUAGGUUUUCUAUAUUUAACCAGCGACAGUACCGUACAUCUUACAGGGAUAGGUGUCAGGGGAGAUGGGAAAAAAUGCUUGCAGUGAAUAGGCGGCUACUCAUAAAAAUCAUAUCCAAGGCCCCCUCACUCCUUGAUAAACUCACCAUGUCAGUAUGCUCACCAAAUAUGGACAUGGUAAUGUCAUAUCGCAUUUAUUGGCCAAAUGCUUUUAUGUUAGAUUAAUUUAUUGUGAAAAAUCAAUGUUUAGUGUUUAACUUUAGUUGCUGAUAACUAGGUUUAAAAUUGUCAAUUGUUGUAAAUCUUAAGAAUAUGAGUGAAUCACUGAAUAAAUAUAUAACGUUUAAUGAAA